AUGUCGAGGAGAUAUGAUAGCCGAACGACGAUCUUCUCCCCAGAGGGUCGUCUCUACCAAGUUGAGUAUGCCAUGGAGGCCAUUGGAAAUGCAGGAAGUGCUAUUGGAAUAUUGGCUAAAGAUGGAGUUGUCUUGGUUGGUGAAAAGAAGGUUACGUCCAAGCUUCUGCAGACCUCAACCUCCACCGAGAAGAUGUAUAAGAUCGACGAUCAUGUUGCCUGUGCUGUUGCUGGAAUCAUGUCCGAUGCAAACAUCUUGAUCAACACUGCCAGGCUUCAGGCCCAACGUUACACUUUUAACUACCAGGAGCCCAUCCCUGUCGAGCAGCUGGUUCAGUCUCUCUGCGAUACCAAGCAAGGAUACACCCAGUUUGGUGGUCUUAGGCCCUUUGGCGUCUCCUUCCUUUUUGCUGGGUUGGACAAAAACUAUGGUUUCCAGCUGUACAUGAGUGACCCAAGUGGAAACUAUGGUGGGUGGAAGGCUGCAGCCAUUGGUGCAAACAACCAAGCAGCUCAGUCCAUGCUUAAGCAGGAUUACAAGGAUGACAUCUCGAGAGAGGAUGCUGUUAAUCUGGCACUGAAGGUUCUCAGCAAGACCAUGGACAGCACUAGCCUGACUUCUGACAAGCUCGAGCUGGCUGAGGUGUUCCUCUCUCCAUCUGGCAGCGUCAAGUACCAAGUUUGCUCUCCUGAUUCACUUAGCAAGCUGUUGGUGAAGUCUGGAGUGACUCAACCUGCUGCUGAGACCUCAUGA
Messenger RNA from Linum tenue, 753 nucleotides. Lineage: Eukaryota; Viridiplantae; Streptophyta; Magnoliopsida; Malpighiales; Linaceae. The record is from the annotation of a GenBank genome assembly.